AUGUCCACCUUUGGGCCCAAGAGUGAUUCCGACCGAGACAGCAGGAAAUCCAACUCUGCAACACCCUCCCAGACGCCACCAAGGUGGGCGACUCCAUCACCCGACACGCCUUCGCCACCGUCCGACUUGUCGCCGGUGGGCGCUUCUUCCAGAGGGGACGGAUCCGGCUCACGACCCGCCUCCAUGGUCUUCUCGCGCAACCCGCCGCUGAUGCAACAAGACGACAGUACCCCGGCCGAGCUGGCCCCGAUCUUUUCGUACAUCAACACCCACACGAAUAAGGUCUACCAUGAAGGAUAUUUCUUGAAACUGAAUGACCUCGAUUCUCAUGGCCGGCCAUGUGCCGAUCGCCAGUGGUUGGAAUGCUACGCGCAACUCGUGGGCACCGUGCUAUCGCUGUGGGAUGCCGCAGCGCUGGACGCAGCAGGCGGCGAAGAGGUGCCUCCGACCUUCAUUAAUCUGACCGAUGCGUCGAUCAAAAUGAUUGAGACCCUUCCGAUUCGCAACGGAGCGGUUGCACCGUUGAAGAAUGUGCUCAGUCUGUGCUCGGCCGGCCAAAAUCGAUACCUGCUUCAUUUCAACUCGUUCCAUUCCUUAACCCAGUGGACGGGAGCGAUCCGCCUCGCGAUGUUCGAACACACCUCCCUGUACGAAGCAUAUACCGGGUCUCUCAUUGCGGCGAGGGGAAAAAACCUGCCGGGGAUCAAUUCCAUUCUGCUGCCAUGUCGGUUCAAGUAUGAAGAUUGGGCGCGGGUGCGAUUUGGGGCGGGAACCCCGUGGAGGCGAUGCUGGUUUGUGGUCACUCCACCGGACGAGAAGGAAUUACAGAAGGCGCGAAAGGCUAUGAAGAAAUCGGCCUAUGACCGCCUAACAAUGCCGAUCACCGGAAAUAUCAAGUUCUAUGAUUCGAAGAAGACCAAAAAAGUGACCCCCAUUGCAACGGUGACGAGCGUGUACUCGGCCUACGCUAUCUACCCGCAGUCGCAGGCUUUGAUCGAACAGUCGACCUUGGUGAAGCUGGAGGGACGGAUUACCACCCACGGGAAGAACCAAACCUCGGCGGAGGGAUUUGUUUUUGUCAUGCCGGAAGUGCAUCCAGCCGUGUCUGGCUUCGAGAUGAUGCUUCGGUUCCUCUUCGCAACCUUUGACACUUUCAACCUCUAUGGCCGUCCCACGCGGCUGGUGGCGGACACGAACCACAUCAAGAGCAUCAUGUUCGCCUUCCCCAAGCAACGCCGCUAUGGUUAUUUGGACAUUUUGGAUAUCUCCAACCUCCUUCAGGCUCCGGGUAGUCAGGAUUGGACUGAAGCGGAUUGGCGGAAACAGCUUAAGGAGGCAACCCAGAAACGGAUCUCAACUGGCAGGAGUCGCACCAACAGUGUCACCAGUCAAAGACCUCGCUAUCGCUCCAGCCUUCCUCCUGUCCGAAACAGUGAUACCCCGACUGGUGAAUUCCCUGGCCGGCCGCUAGGCCCUUCCACCGGAAAACCCGAAUUCAACAAGUCUACCGAAGCCGUUAUUUCUCAGGUGCCCAGGGGCGGCCUUGUGCCUCCGGCGUAUCAUAAUAGAGGCCACUCUGAUACCAGUUUCCAGGCAGGUCCCGGUCUAAGGCCCGGAUAUAUGGUUGACAAUUCUCCCCACUCGUCAUCGUCAGCUGUCGAACUAAUGGGGCAGGAGAGACCCACUGUGGCUACUAUUGCUGAGCGUACCAGUUCUGAAGGUGAAGGGCAUCUCGAGCUUCCAGAUGCCCAACAGUUCUCUACGGCCCGCGACCUACCCACGCCGCCCGCUCCAGUCUCAAACCCGCCCGCCUUCUCACAUGGCCCGGGAGAUGUGCCGUCCAACCGACCGCGGCCGUCUUCAGAGAUGAGAAAGGCCAACAACCGCAUGUCCCAUGCCACCCUCUCCCAACUUGCACAGGCGGGGAAGAUGGGGAUCGCUGGAGCUGCUGUGGAUGAAGGUGCUGUGGCUUGGGCAGACCAGCGGUCCCAGUCCAGGCCUCAAUCCAAGGAUGGUCAAUACCCGCAAGAGAAGGGUCUUGAAAGUGGCUAUGCUUCCCAGCUUACUGCUCCAUCAAAUCGCUCCCUUGCACAUUCUUCUAGCGACGAAGGAAUUAACCUUGCGGUCCCGGUACAACCGCCACGGGUUCCGGAACAUCGUGAAGGCACUUCGACCACUGCUAGUACCCCGUCUCCUCGUCCGUCUCCUCGUGGGCCCCAGAUCGACCCAACCGUGCCUGUUAAACGGAAGCCACUUCCCCAACGACAACUGUUCCCGCAGGCGCCGCAGUCACCUGGAGGGGAGCCAAGCAUGGAGGAACUUCGGUACACCCUGGAUGAAGAUGCACUCAAUCGGGUUGCGCCUCCACUCCAUUCAGUCCAGUCGCCAGUGUCACCCGAAAUGGACGAGGAAGAAAGCGUCUAUGAUGACGAGUCCACAACAACGCCCGACUAUGCAAGCACCCACGACUCCGUGUACAGCAAGAAGUCAACCAAGUCCACCCGGCCUCGUAUGGGUGUUAUGAAGACGGUGGGCACGGGGCCGACCAACCAAGACUUCGUUAUUGGUGAUGCUCGUUACACUCGGGAGCAGGCUGCAACCUCAAACCCAACUUCAAACCCGGAUAUCCCUACGGUGGAUUUCGGGCCAACGCUGACCUACAUGCCCACAACUGGACACCCAGAAACUACGCGGAAGCCAGUGCACCAAAGGAAGGACUCGGAUGGCACGGAGAUGUACAAACUUUCUGUGCCUACACAGCCCAUGGACCCUACCCGCGCGCAGUCCCGUUCUCCAAAUCAGGAUGAGUAUCGUCGGAGCAUGCUUUGGCAACCUGGUAUGGCCACUGGCCGCCCUGUUACUCCCGGAGGCGGCCUCACGCCAGAGCAGUAUGUGCAGCAACGCGCAGCGCCCGCUCCUCCAAUGCAUGGGCAUUACCGUUCGCCGUCGAAAACGCCGCCCCUGCAACGGCCGGCAUCGGGUGACUGGACACAGCAGGCUCGUCCGAACUCACAGAUGACGUCGUAUCGGGACGCAAACUACCGGCCUUCCUCUCGCGGUGCCAACAAUAUGAUGAACUACAAUCAUAAUGAGAUGUCUUCGCAUCUUUCCGCUCGUGAACAAGAGCAUGUGGCGCGCAUGACUGGGUCCUCGUUCUUCAAUAUGUCCAACGACAAUCGGAGACCACAGCCAAACACGUCAGGUCUGGUGUCCGCCAUUGACGCCCGUGAACGAGAAAAGCGCGCUUUGAAGGAGGGCAUGUCCAACCAGAUGGUUCAGCACGCCAUCGCUCAGCGCCAGCAGCAGAUGAUGCAACAGCAACCGCCCUACCAGCAGCAGCAGUCGUUCCAGCAACAACAGUCAUACCCGCAGCAGCCAUACAUGGGACAGCCACCACAAGCCGGCUCGAUGUAUGGCCCGCGCGCGCCUCAGGAGAGCCUGUACAACCUCCCCACUGCCAGCCGCACCAUGGAUAAUCUGCUCCCAAUGGCCCGCCCCGACGAGCCCCGACGUCGAUCUUGGUACGGACAGCUUCAGCCCACUGGCCAGGCACCAAACACUCCGCCAUCCUACCAGCAAAGCCAAACCUACGCGUCCCAGCAUCCUGGGUACUACAACAAUCCUCACACAAUGCAUUCGUGA
Molecule: messenger RNA, 3642 nt
Organism: Penicillium riverlandense
Lineage: Eukaryota; Fungi; Ascomycota; Eurotiomycetes; Eurotiales; Aspergillaceae
Exons: 3
Coding region: 1-3642 (1213 amino acids)
Source: RefSeq, a predicted model, not a curated record